Messenger RNA from Scomber japonicus (chub mackerel), 2064 nucleotides. It is a transcript of the gene tp63, whose product is annotated as tumor protein p63. Lineage: Eukaryota; Metazoa; Chordata; Actinopteri; Scombriformes; Scombridae. Gene Ontology annotation, biological process: protein tetramerization; regulation of transcription by RNA polymerase II; apoptotic process. Gene Ontology annotation, cellular component: nucleus. The coding region runs from base 1 to 2064 and encodes 687 amino acids. The transcript is spliced from 15 exons. The record is from RefSeq and is a predicted model, not a curated record. Gene Ontology annotation, molecular function: RNA polymerase II cis-regulatory region sequence-specific DNA binding; DNA-binding transcription factor activity, RNA polymerase II-specific; protein binding.
AUGAAUUCACCUUACACAGCUUUGCAGUAUUACCCAGAGUUUCCCUUUCAUCGACUCAGGGACCCAUCCCGUUUGUCCUGGAGAGAGAGCUCCUUCCUCACCACCAUGGCCCAGAAUCAGUCCGCACAGACAAGUGAUCUCUUCAGCCAAGAUGUAUUCAACCAACUGUUUGAUAUGCUGGACCAAUCUGCUAUUCACUCAAGCCAGCCCAUCGAACUAAACUUCACAGACAGUCCAACAGAUGGGUCUGCAGGAAACACCAUCCAGAUCAGUAUGGACUGCAUCACCAUGCAUGAGCCAGAUGAGACGCUUUCUUCACAGUAUACAAACCUGGGGCUCCUGAACAGUAUGGAUCAGAACAUUCAAAACGGUGGCUCGACCUCUACCAGCCCCUACAACAAUGACCACGCACAGAACAACGUGACAGCCCCAUCACCCUACGCUCAGCCCAGCUCCACCUUUGAUGCCCUUUCCCCCUCACCGGCCAUCCCAUCCAACACAGAUUACGCUGGGCCCCAUACCUUUGAUGUGUCCUUCCAGCAGUCCAGUACAGCAAAGUCUGCCACCUGGACGUACUCAACAGAACUAAAGAAGUUGUAUUGCCAAAUUGCCAAGACAUGUCCGAUUCAGAUCAAAGUGUUGACCACCCCACCACAAGGUGCUGUCAUCAGAGCCAUGCCUGUUUACAAAAAAGCUGAACAUGUGACCGAGGUGGUGAAACGCUGCCCAAACCACGAGCUGAGCCGCGAGUUCAAUGAUGGUCAGAUAGCUCCUCCGAGCCAUCUGAUCCGCGUGGAGGGAAACAGCCACGCCCAGUAUGUGGAGGACUCCAUCACUGGGAGACAGAGUGUCUUGGUUCCCUAUGAACCUCCCCAGGUCGGGACAGAAUUCACCACAAUUUUGUACAACUUCAUGUGCAACUCAAGCUGCGUGGGCGGAAUGAACAGACGCCCAAUCCUCAUCAUUGUCACUCUGGAAACCAGAGACGGUCAGGUAUUAGGCCGCCGGUGCUUCGAGGCCAGGAUCUGUGCCUGCCCGGGCCGAGACCGGAAGGCGGAUGAAGACAGCAUCCGCAAGCAGCACGUAACGGACGCCACAAAGAGCAGUGAGGGUACGAAGCGCCCCUUCCGCCAAGUUUCCCACGGCAUCCAGAUGUCCACCAUCAAGAAGAGAAGAUCUACAGAUGAGGAGGUUUUUUGUUUGCCUAUCAAAGGCCGUGAAAUUUAUGAGAUUUUGGUAAAAAUCAAAGAGUCUCUGGAACUCAUGCAGUUUCUGCCCCAACAUACAAUUGAGUCGUACAGGCAGCAGCAGCAGAAUCUCCUCCAGAAACAGUGGCCUCUCUGGGGUCACUUUCUCUCUCCUCCUCUGCCCUGCCCCAGGACUUCAAUGCAGUCUCAGCCUUCCUACGGCUCCAACUCCCCGACUCACGGAAAAGUCAACAAGCUGCCCUCCGUCAGCCAGCUCAUCAACCCCCAGCAGCGUAACACACUCACCCCAUCCAGCAUGUCUGGAGGCCUGACUGACAUGACUCCCAUGAUGGGCACUCACAUCCCCAUGAACGCUGACAUGAGUUCACUGAGCCCCACACAUGCACUGCAGUCCCAGCUUCCCUUGGUGCCUUCCUCCCACUGUACUCCCCCUCCUCCAUACCCAAUGGACAGCAGCAUCUCCAGCUUCCUCAUUCGGCUGGGCUGCGCAGGCUGCUUGGAUUACUUCACAGCACAGGGCCUAACCAACAUCUACCAGAUUGAGAACUAUAACAUGGAGGACCUGUCCAGGCUGAAGAUCCCUGCUGAGUUCCAGCACAUCAUCUGGAAGGGCAUCAUAGAGCACCAACAGGCCAUGGAUUUUUCCCCACCUCCCCACAUAGUGCGCACCACCAGCGGGGCCUCCACUGUCAGCGUGGGCUCCUCUGAGGCCCGAGGCGAGCGCGUCAUCGACGCCGUGCGUUUCACCCUGCGCCAGACCAUCUCCUUCCCACCGCGCGACGAGUGGUCCGACUUCUCCUUUGACCUGGAUUCUCGCCGCAACAAACAGCAGCGCAUCAAGGAGGAGGGAGAGUAA